This is a messenger RNA of Scylla paramamosain (green mud crab), 4034 nucleotides long. RefSeq lists its product as uncharacterized. The coding region runs from base 146 to 841 and encodes 231 amino acids. Gene Ontology annotation, cellular component: membrane. Lineage: Eukaryota; Metazoa; Arthropoda; Malacostraca; Decapoda; Portunidae. The transcript is spliced from 5 exons. The record is from RefSeq and is a predicted model, not a curated record.
GGCUUGAACCUGUUGCAUCUGCCUGCACUGGCCCACCAACACUACCACCAGCCAGUGUGCGGUACGAGAGGUGGGCUGGGGAGAGCGGCGCCGCGAACACCACCACGAGCUUCUAGUGUCGGACGCACGAUCAGUGUCAACAAGUAUGGUGAACCGAAAGGCAGCGCAUGAGGUGCUGGUGGAGCGACGCGUGCUCUUCGUCGUCACCGGGUUCCUCACGCUGGGCUGCCUGCUAUGGAUUAUCGCAAUGUCCACAGACUACUGGGGCAUUGUGGACGGCGGGACUGGUGUCUACAUCCCGGCCUCUAAGCACUACUUCCUUCGCUCAUACACGGGCAUAUGGAGAACCUGCAGGACCGCCUAUGAAAAUUCAUCUAAGGAAGUUAUCACAGAUCUGUGCACGACUCACAGGAUCUUCACAAAAGCCAAGGUGCCUCAUAAAUCAUUCAUCGAUUACCAGAGGACAGUGGCGUCGUUCUCCAUCAUCAGCCUGCUGGUCAUACUGAUGGGGCUGGUGUUCUCAGGCUACACCUUCACCCACACUCGCUACAUGUACAAGCGCCUGGCAGCUUGUAGCCAUCUUGUUGCAGCUGGGUGUGUGCUGAUCGUGAUAGAGGUGGCCACGUCGCUGUUCCACUACGCGGCUCACCACAUGCCAGACCGUCACCCUCCUAAGACCAACUGGCACUACGGCUAUUCCUUCAUGUUGGCCUGGGUCACCUUCAUAGCGGAGGCCACAGCCACCGUCGCCUUUGGAAUCUGCUCCCGCAAGAGAAAGAAGGACAAGGCUCCUGACGACGAGUAUGCCAUUGACGAGGAGCCGACCAUCAUAGGACGAUAAGACGCUGCAAAACAUGAGGCUGCUGCAGUAUUUUUUGUGAUGGGAAGAAAGUCAUGUUGUAUGUUUUUUGGUUGUAAUUCGUUUUAGGUUUUUUCGUUUCUCUCAUGCAUGUUACAACACUGGAUGUUUGUUAUAUAGUGUUAUGUAAGGAGGGUUAUUGCUUGCUGCACUGACUGACUGCAUCGGGAUAUUAGGAAUCCACUCUUUGAAACACACACACGAUAGAUACAUCAGUUAGAAGAAAUAAAAGUAGAAAACAAGAAUUAACAAUAAAAUCAUUACGGUAUCACGACAGUCAUUACAUCACCACCAUAUCAUCACCAUUACAAUUACCUUAACAUAUCAUCAUCAUCAUCAUCAUUACAUCUAUAAUUCCAGUGCAGGACAAACGCAUGAUCUCUAUAAGCUGUUUGCAAGUUCAAAGCUCAACAAAACAUCUCCAUCCUGUCUUAAAACACACAUUAUUCCAACUACACUAGUCUAACUCAAGUAGAGCAGCUCAGUUAACUAGGCAAUUCAAGAUAGAAAGAUAGUUAAAAAGUAUAUCUAAUUAAUUCAAGGUGAUUAGUGCUAAAUGUCUAACUAUAGCAAUACCCUAACGAGACUCCGAUUCAGAUGAGCUCAAUUAGUUAGGCAAUUAAAAAUAGAAUAGUAGUUAAGGGCUACAUUCAACUAAUUAGUACGAUUUCCUGUGUGGUGUAAUUAGUCAUGCGGUUAGCAAUAACCAAAGCCUACAAGUGCGUACUCUAAGUAUUAAGCCAAUGUAUUUAAUUCUUAAGAUGUUUACUAUUGCUGUUAUUGUUUUAUCCAUCUUCAUCCAUUAUCAAAUACACACUGCAAGCUUUUGAAGACUCGUAGACGUAGAUGAAUAAUUCUUAUAAGGACGCAGUGAUCAUGCCCCUUUCGAGACACUGAAUCGAACGGGUUUCAGAAUCACUCACUGACACGUGUUUUAUAAUACACGUGUCACUUUCAUGCUUCUGGGAGACACAGUGCUGGUUCACACAUUCAUAACUGUUCUAGUACUCAAGAAAAGUCGAAAUAUUAACAAAAAAUUCUUAGUUAUUCAUAGAAAAGAACCCGUUGUUUUAACUUGAAUUAUUAUGAUUCGGUGGGACGUUCGAAAUUGAUCCUCCUUGUCACUUCGCCUCUUACACAAUUUUUUUACUUACACAUAGAAUAGACGAUUGUUAUCAUGCUGAGGUUUGGUACUGCUGGAUGGAAAGUCCUAAACUUUGAUUCUCUGUAUUAUUUCUUACCUUCUACAAAACAAAAAGAGUAACAUUAGAAACAGUGACACUCCCAAGUGAUCACGAUGAAUGGCCACCUGAGCUAUAAGCCACAAGAGAGAACCCUGAACUUCCCUAAUCAAAACUUCGUACUCUAAGUAAUCAGGAGCACAAGGCAUUAGGUAGAGGUACUAGGAUACAUUUCUGUGGUUACGCGGAGAGACUGAAAGCUGGUGAUCUUGGCUGGCCAGAGACACCUUGAUCGAUACGGUGACGUGGGGAUGAUGGUGUACUGGAGGGAACUCUAGGUCGCACUGCUACUGGUAAUUGCUUGUUAGGUCUUCUUGCCAUCUAAUUUUAUGGUUAUCUACCCAAACUAAUUGCACCACGGAUAGUUUAGAUUAAAAUGUGGUGGUUGGUUGGGUCGACACGUCUCUACUCGCUUCUUGUGACCUGGUUACUUCUUCGUGUUCAUCUGGCAUCAGAGUGAACGAUCUUUAAAGGAAGUAUAACGCAGGCAAUAGACAGUUUGGAUACAAGUUUGGCAAUUCGUUGGUUCGAUACAUCCCUGUUCGCUUGUUGUGGCUUGGUAACUUUUUCGUGUUCACGCGGUAUUAGAGUGUUCGCUCUUUAAGGAAAUAUAACACAGGGAUAGGCAACACAGGGAUAGGCAGUGUCUCUCAGAAGCACAAACAAAGUACAUAAUCACAAUAAAGACAAUUCUUGGUGGGGUAUUUCCGAUAAGACCCAUUUAGUGGUUAAACUUUUUCUCCCAAAAGCAUCACAAUCAUUUAGAAGUUAGUUGUAUUUUCAUUUCUUGUUAAAAAUGUUUGCUAAGUCCCAUGAGAUAACUUCCCUCAUUCCCUCCGAUCGUUGAGAACAAAACUAUUCGAUUUCAGACUUGCAAAUUUAUACAAUAAUACCAGCUGCCUUAUUACACCGGGACCUGAUUUUCAAACACUUUAGUGUCUCAUCAUGACUAAGUAACAGCCUGUAGAGGACAUUAUAGCAGUUUUCAAGGGAUCUUGAUCAAUCUGGUAAUACAGUAACAAGAAUUUUUUAUUAUUAAUUGGAAAAAACACUCAUUAGAAUCACUUAAUUAUCUAUGUGGCACCUGAAGACAGUCCUGAUGAGAAAACAAAGCGUUUCAAAAUGCAGGGACUGCCGUGGUGCUCUACAACCUGCUUGGUGCCGUGCGUCACUACUCCAGUACGUUAUGAAAGCACACUCAAAUCUUUACAAUGUACUUACAGUCACUUGGUCGGAAGGUCCUGGAAGGUCCAACACUCGCUUCCACUGUGUUUAUGGUUCCUCUUAAUCUGAAGUUAUUUGUCCUGAUUACCGCAGCAAAACGUAACGUGUUGAUUCCAAACAUCUCUUGAGAUUGAGAAGCACAGGUGAUGGCCAGAUAACGCCGUCCAAUGCAGGUCUUGGCACAUGGAUUAAGGUAGCCAGUUCCUUUCCUCGUCUAUAGCCUUCCCAGUCAUUGCAAACCAGUACCCACUCGUUCCAUACUCGGUCUCGACCAGGAUUCGAAAUUAUGAUUUCUUGUGUGCUGUAGUCAAACGCGCUACCACUUACGAUAAGCCACCACGAUCAACACAAGUGAAGUGAAUGCAGAAUCUCACACGACUGCUCCCCCGUGACUGUUCCUCCUCACCCUGCCAGACCUCUAGUCUCUUUCAGAACAGGUAUCGAAGCAGCAUCACUCUGGCUCUACUAGACAGGACUCAGAGUGAAGCGAUCCAAAGUACACACCUGGCCACAUUACCUGGCCUUACUGUAUUACCUGUAAUGAGUUUAAUUUUCUAGUCCAGGGUGGUAUUGAAUCUGAAGUCAACCAUGUACAGUAUUUAUUAUCAUUAUAUUCGGUGUGUCUGUCAUUUUCUUACAUCCCUCGUAUGAUAUUUAAAGAACUACAAUGUAUUACCAAGUCCUGUAAUUUAUAUAAAACAUAUUUGCUU